CAGUAUCUUGCAAGUAGUAAAUGUGGCCAGUACGUUGACAUUGGAAUUCUAGCAUCUGAUUUGCAGAAAACCUACAGUGCAGAAUAUGGACGAAGAAAAAGAAAUGCUUUUAGAAUACAAGUUGAAAAAGUGUUUGGAAUAAUCAGUAAUGAAAAAGAAUGCGAAGAUUUAGCAGUUUUAGAAGCUGAACAUGUGGCAAAAAGAGCAAGACAACAAGAGAAAAAUGCGUAAUAAGAGACUGCAGGAAGUGCCACAGAUGUCUCUGAUUAUGAUGAUUAUCCAGAAGAUCUAUCUACAAAUCAUAUGAACAGUUCCCUGCUGAGCUUAUACAAGAAAGGAAAUCCCGAUUCUGUACCAACCACUCCAAAAGAUGACCCAAUGGAAACCCCCCCUCCUGUGCGAACACCUCCUCAGACACGCACCCUCUCACCAGGAACAAGAGUUGAAACGCGCAUCUCUGAAGCGGGCUGGUUCAUUGAUAAAACUCCGUGUGAAAAACGCUUUUUCAUUGACCUUUCUGAGGAUGGAGAAGGAGAUGAGAAGAAACUGAUUUCUGAGAAAUCAACAGAAUUCUCUGUCUUGGAGAGUGAAAGAAAGAAGACAAAGGGUAAGAGAGCAAAAAGGAAAAAAGAAGAAUUUCCAGAUGUAGAUGGAGAAAUUGAUUCCAUCUUACUUAAAGAGAAAGUUAGAAGUAAGAGACCAGAGCUUUACCAUCCUUCAGUGAAGUUUGAGGAUGUAGGAGGCAAUGAUGAAACUUUAAAGGAAAUAUGCCAGAUGCUCAUUCAUGUCCGUCAUCCCGAAGUCUAUAACCACUUAGGUGUGGUUCCACCUCGCGGUUUUCUUUUACAUGGACCACCAGGAUGUGGAAAGACACUACUUGCUCAGGCAAUUGCUGGGGAGCUUGAGCUCCCGAUGCUGAGAGUGGCAGCAACGGAGGUGGUGUCUGGAGUGUCAGGGGAAUCUGAGCAGAAACUGAGAGAAUUGUUUGAGCAGGCUGUGUCCAGUGCACCGUGUAUCCUUUUCAUUGACGAGAUUGAUGCAAUCACCCCAAAAAGAGAAGUUGCAUCAAAGGACAUGGAGCGGAGAAUUGUUGCUCAGUUCCUGACUUGUAUGGAUGACUUGAAUAACGUGGCUGCCACUACCCAGGUCCUUGUUAUCGGAGCAACUAACAGACCUGACUCAUUGGACCCCGCACUGAGGCGAGCUGGGAGAUUUGAUCGAGAAAUUUGUUUAGGGAUCCCAGAUGAAGCGGCAAGAGAAAAAAUUCUUCGGACUUUGUGUCGAAAACUUAAACUCCCGGAAUCCUUUGAAUUUCAUCAUUUAGCACGGCUGACUCCAGGUUAUGUAGGUGCUGAUCUCAUGGCACUUUGUCGUGAGGCAGCUAUGUGCACAGUGAACAGGGUCCUCACAAAAUCUGAAAAGCAGAAAAGGAAACACAUACAUGCUGGAGGAAACACAGCUGAAGAAAGCAUGAGAAUAGGAACAGGCAUCCUGGUGGAAGAGGAUACCAAACAAGAUGAAUUGCAGAGACUUUUGGACUUGCUGAAAAAGCAAGACCCCUUGCCUGAGGAGCAGCUGCAGAAGCUGUGCAUUGAGAUGAAUGAUUUUAUUGUUGCACUGUCAUCAGUGCAACCCUCUGCCAAGAGAGAAGGCUUUGUCACAAUUCCUGAUGUGACAUGGGCAGAUAUCGGAGCCCUGGAGGAUGUUCGGGAAGAGCUGACUAUGGCAAUAUUGGCACCUGUGCGAAACCCAGAGCAGUUUAAAGCUCUGGGCCUGACUACUCCAGCUGGUGUCCUGCUUGCAGGGCCUCCGGGGUGUGGCAAAACACUGUUAGCUAAGGCCGUGGCAAAUGAGUCUGGACUGAACUUCAUAUCUGUGAAAGGUCCUGAACUGCUAAAUAUGUAUGUUGGUGAAAGUGAACGUGCUGUACGUCAGGUAUUCCAGCGUGCCAGGAAUUCAGCCCCUUGUGUUAUAUUUUUUGAUGAAGUCGAUGCUUUGUGCCCUCGGAGGUCUGACCGUGAAUCAGGAGCCAGUGUCCGAGUAGUUAACCAGUUACUCACAGAGAUGGAUGGUCUGGAGAAUCGUCAGCAGGUUUUCAUUAUGGCUGCCACAAACAGGCCAGAUAUAAUUGACCCAGCUAUCUUGCGUCCUGGUAGACUGGAUAAAACACUUUAUGUGGGUUUGCCACCACCUGAAGAUCGACUUGCUAUUUUAAAGACCAUCACCAAAGAUGGCACCCGGCCUCCACUAGAUACUGAUGUAAGCCUUGAAGAAAUUGCUUACAGUCAACAUUGUGAUUGUUAUACAGGGGCAGACCUUUCCGCUCUAGUGCGUGAGGCUUCAGUUUGCGCUUUGAGACAGGAAAUGGCCCUGCAGAAUACUAAAAAUAAGAAAGGAGAAAUCAAGAUUUCCCAUAAACACUUCGAAGAAGCUUUUAGGAAAGUGAAAUCUUCAGUAUCAAAAAAGGAUCAAAUAAUAUAUGAAGAACUGCGUCAGUCACUGUGCAGGUGAUACAUUUGGACAAUUCCCAAAAGAGACUUAUUCUACAUUGGUGGAGAGUUUCAUAACACCUGUGCCUGAUUUGAAGAGACAGGUUGGAAAAACACUGUACUAAAUCUCCCUCAGGUUUUUAAACUGUACCUGAAAAAAGGUCAUCAUAACCUACUGCUCUAAACAAUCCUUAAUUAAACUAUUUCCAGAAUAAAAGAUACAAUACAUGCUUCCUGCUUAUCACCA
Fulmarus glacialis (Northern fulmar) is the source of this 2736-nucleotide messenger RNA. RefSeq names its product nuclear VCP-like (gene NVL). NCBI's taxonomy places the organism in Eukaryota, Metazoa, Chordata, Aves, Procellariiformes, Procellariidae. Gene Ontology annotation, biological process: ribosome biogenesis. The record is from RefSeq and is a predicted model, not a curated record. Gene Ontology annotation, molecular function: ATP hydrolysis activity; ATP binding; RNA binding. Gene Ontology annotation, cellular component: nucleus. The coding region runs from base 304 to 2511 and encodes 735 amino acids. The transcript has 22 exons.